AUGUGUAAAGAUUGUUUUUAAAAGUUACAUCAAAAUCACGAAUUUGAAACAUAUGCAAAAAAACUUGACUAAAUUCUAUUUGAAUAGUAAUAAAAGAUUUCCUUAAUAUUAGAAUAACAAGAAUCACUAUAAUUAAAGAUAUAGUAAGGAGUUGAUAAAAACUUUGAGUUGAUUUGGCAAUAGUAAAAUUAUAAAAUGAAGAACUAUGAAUAAACUAGAAGUAAUUUGUUAUUAAUUAAGGAAUAAUCACUUAAAAGUUUAGAAAAACCUUUAAAUCACUAAAUUAUUCAGUACAAUAUUAAUAAAACGCUGCUUAGUAAAACUACUGAAAGAAUUAAAUAGGAAUAUUCAAUCGAAUAUCAGAAUUUCUAUGAAAAGAUGACUUUUGAUUUAAAAAAAGAUGAAAAGGAAAUGAUAUUAUUCACAUUAGACUUAGAUAGAAAAUGUCAUAAUAACAAAGAUAAAUUAUUGCAUUAACUUGAUGAAUCUCAAAAUAAAAUAAAUUAACUUAAUAAUUAAUUGAAAUUUAUUGAUGAAAGAUAUGAAUCUUUUAAUUUAAAAAUUUUGAAUGAAUUAACAUAAUUAUUAUAAAUUCAUUUAAAUAUCAAAUAGUUAAUAGAUAAUCAAAGAGAGUAAUUUAAAGAUCAACUAUUAAAUUAUAGAUUAUUUUAUUAAAAGGAUCUUUAGAAUGGGCUUAAAAAAAUUUAUGAAGAAAUAAUCUAAGAAGAAUAACAAAUUAAAGUAUUAAUUUAAAAAUUUUAAUAAAUUCCUAAUAGUAGUUCAUGUAGUACAAAAGGACAAAAUAUGCCGUAGUCAAAUACAAUACAAAAUGCAGGAGAUUUCAAGAGAUUAACUAGAAACAGUUCAAUUAAGACAAUAAAUAUAAGAAAUUAAAUAUCGACAGCUCAAUAAGAAUCCAUUCAAAUGAACAAUUAAUUACAGAUUUAAAACGAAGUCUUCCAUAAAAAAAUAAAUUCUCAAUUUCAAUAAGAGUAUUUUAAAAUAAAUUAUCAACAAAACGAAUUUCAGGUAGAAAAUAAAAGAGAUUGCAAAAUGAAAAAUUUGGUUUCAAACUAAUAAAUUCAACAGAAUUAAAAUUAUCUUUGGAAAGUUCCAGGAAAUCAUAAUUGUUGA
Messenger RNA from Paramecium sonneborni, 1134 nucleotides. The record is from the annotation of a GenBank genome assembly. NCBI's taxonomy places the organism in Eukaryota, Ciliophora, Oligohymenophorea, Peniculida, Parameciidae.